Eutrema salsugineum is the source of this 599-nucleotide messenger RNA. Its product is annotated as probable transporter mch1. Gene Ontology annotation, cellular component: membrane. Lineage: Eukaryota; Viridiplantae; Streptophyta; Magnoliopsida; Brassicales; Brassicaceae. The record is from RefSeq and is a predicted model, not a curated record. Bases 183 to 542 code for a protein of 119 amino acids. The transcript is spliced from 2 exons.
UUAGCAUCUCCAAUUUUCUCGGCUGUGUUGCUGGUGGCUACUUCUCAGAGCUAAUCAUAAGGCACAACUAAAAAACCCAAAAAACCAUUUCACUUUAACAUCAAAAACAUAAAAACUAACUGACAUGUUUAAUAUCUUUCUUCCUCUUCUCAAGAAAACUCUCAUUUCUAAGAACAUUGGAAAUGUCUGCGGUUCAAGUGAUAAUGUCUUUAGGGCUCAUCUAUUGUGCUAUAGACUGGCCAGGGAAGAUAUACGUAGUGACCAUUGUAAUAGGAAUGGGUUAUGGUACUCACUGCGCGAUUGCACCUGCUUCAGUGUCAGACAUUUUUGGACUGAAGAGCUUCGGUUCUCUCUACAAUUUCCAUAUUAUAGCUUUGCCUAUCGGGGCGUUUGUGUUCUCAGGUGUGAUAGCUAGUAACAUCUACGACUACUACGCAAGAAAGCAAGCCGGACCAACCAUAGAGACUGAGUCGCUCAUGUGUACAGGACGAAGAAGUUUUACUUCAGACUUUACCGAGUGUCCAAGACUUGAAUUCUGCUAAGCAUCUACCGAAAUUUCUAUCUGGAGUUCAAAUAUAUUGACUGUAUUUUUGAAAUAG